Equus caballus (horse) is the source of this 4034-nucleotide messenger RNA. Lineage: Eukaryota; Metazoa; Chordata; Mammalia; Perissodactyla; Equidae. The record is from RefSeq and is a predicted model, not a curated record.
GCGAUCAGAAAAACUUUUCAAAACUUUGGCCAGCUUCUGUCCCCCCGACGCGUAGUUCCCGAUGGUCCGCCCCGGGCAAGGCUCGGGGCGCCCCCUCCCCCUCCCCGCCUCCUGUGAGGCGCGCGGAGCCGCCGCCCCCGUUGAGGGUCUCACGGGCUGACGGGCGGGCUGGCGGGCGCGCAGCUAGUGGCCGCCGCCGCGGUAACCGUCCGCCUGCUCGGGCUCUGCCCCACGGCCUGCCCCGCCGCAGCAUGGACUACCUGACCACGUUCACGGGCAAGAGCGGGCGCCUUCUGCGGGGCACGGCCAGCCGCCUGUGGGGCUUCGGGGGUGGCGGCGAGGCCCGGCAGGUGCGCUUCGAGGAUUACCUGAGGGAGCCCGCCCAGGGGGACCCCGGGUGCGGGGCCCCGCCCCACCGGCCCCCGGCGCCGUCCAGCCCGGAGGGACCCGACACUGGCCAAAAGAAGACCCUAGACAAGAAAGAUGGGAGACGAAUGUCUUUUCAGAAACCUAAAGGCACUAUUGAGUAUGCUGUUGAAUCAAGGGAUUCUUUGAAUAGUAUAGCCCUGAAAUUUGAUACAACGCCCAACGAACUUGUUCAGUUAAAUAAGUUAUUCUCCCGAGCAGUUGUUACUGGACAGGUUUUAUAUGUUCCUGAUCCUGAAUAUGUCUCCAGUGUUGAGAGCUCUCCAUCUCUAAGCCCCAUAAGUCCUCUGUCACCAACAUCGUCUGAGGCUGAAUUUGAUAAGACCACUGUACGUAUCCUUGCUUUUCAAAGAUAGCUUGAAGAAAUCUCACUGUAUAUGUAUAUAUCAUCAUGGUUUUUUAAUCCUACUUUGACUAUGGUUAGAAAGAAAUUUUUUACUUUUUAUUUUGUUACUUAAAUUUGUAAAUCCCAGUUUUUAGAGUGAAGCAUUCUUAUUUAAACCAGGCAGCUUCAAUUGACUUACUAUUGGUGAUGGUGGUUAUCGAAAGAUAUUCAUCAACUUUCUCUUAUAAAUAAUGUAUUAACUAAAGAAGAGUUUUAUCUAACAAACUUGAAAGUAUCAUGAUAUGAAGUCCAUGUUCAAUGUGAUUUUUAUUUUAGUUUCUGUGAAUAUUUAUAUAGUACUUAGAACUGAGUUCAUCUUUAAUACACUGCCUUUUAAAAAAUAAUUUGUCAUCAUCUUAGUCAUUCUUCUGAAUAUUAAUUCUGAGCAAUUAAUAGUGGAUUAAUUUAUCUAACAUUUUUAAGGAAUGAAAACAUUCUCUAUAAGUUACAUUUUACAAAUGAAUUUCAAAGAACCAUACUUUCUUGAAUUAUUUUCAUUAAAAAAUCUCUGAAAGGAGUUAUAUUUUUUGUGCCUUUUCUGUAUAAAUUAAUAAUUAUCAUUUCCCGUUUUCAUAAUGACCUAACAAUUGUGUUUACAUAUGAAAGGCUAUUUCUCCAUUAAAUGGCUAGACUCCUGUGGGAUUCUUCUAUGUUGCUCUGCUGACUUUAGGAGGCAUCCUUUUUUUCUCUGCCCUGGUUUGCACUCACAGUUUAGAAUAUCACAUAGCACACUGGUAACAAAGCACAAAGUAUUAAUAUUAAUUUGCCUACAAAUUAUUAGGCAUUAUUAGUUUCUAAACUCUAGUAUUUAGACUAGUUCCACUUUUUUUGUGAAGUACAUGAUAUUAUUGAUAACUAUUUUUCUUCUUGCCCGGGGAUUUUUUUCUGUGUAUUUGUGUAUGUAUUUGUGUGUUUGUGUGUAUGAGAGAGAGAGAGCCAAGUGGGGUCUUUUUCAAAUGUUUAUUUGUUGGAUAUCUUAUCUGUAUAAAUGUGACAAUGCUGUACUUUAGAAUGCGGUCACGUGAAAGGAAUAUAUUACAUUUAUCCUCAUCAUUGAUGACAAAUGAUGUCAGGUUCUAAUGAUAGGUAUUGCUGGACCAAAUGAUGCAAGAAUACCUUUUUGAACAUGGCCAUGCCAUUUUCCAUGGGAUUUACGAAGAGAUGUACUCAUAAGGGGCAACGAUAAAGGAGAGCAGUAUAGCCUUAGGUUAAUUUAGCUGUGUUUCAAACCCUAAAGGAGAAUUAAAAGCUAGACUGUAGCAUUUUGCCUGACUAGAAACCUGUGGAGCCCUUUCUUUCCUUGAGCUUUAACCCAAGUUUGCCUACCAACUGGCUUUAUUGAAAGAUCAAAGAGAAGAGAGUGCUGAAGCUCCAAGGAAGCAACAAGGCCAGGCCUCCUCCUAUGUGAAAAUAUUCUCUUCUUCACUUUUGCCAUAUUGGUGAAAGAGAAGGAGAGAAUAAAGCAGCCACAUGAAUGACCUUUUAACCUGCAGUGACUCAGCUGCUGUCAAAGAUGACCCAGAAAGUAUUCUUUAAUAUAACCAGUCAUAUGAAUAAAUUCUUUCUCCCUGAGAUGGAUCCAGGAAAAAGGUAAGACACCGAAGAACUCUUGAAGUUCCCUCUACCCAGAUGAUAGCCAUCACCUGCUUUCUAAUUGUGGGCAGUAGUUAGGAAAUAAUUACUAAACAGAAUGCUAUAAACUUUAGUUGUAUUUUUUUAAACUUUAGUUGUAUUUUUUUUUUUGCCUAGAAAUAUAUUCAUUACUAGACUCCAAGAUAAUAGCCCUAUAUAACUCUCUACAUAUCUCAAGUGCUUCUAUCUCUGUAUUGCAAUUAUUGGACUUAUGUCUCCUAUUCUACCUAUAAGUCCCUUAGAAACAAGCAUCUUAUGUUUAAUUAGAUAUAAUUCAUAUUUGUAUUAUAUUAAUUAAAAUAAUGUUUAUUAGCAUUGUCGUUAUAUGUUUUUCCUCAAAGUUUUCCAUUUGUAUGUCUAUUAGUCACUGAUAGGUUUUCUGAAUUUUCAGCUUUGUAGUGGCUUACCUAUGAGGCUAAAAUUUCAUAUUCCUGGGUUUUUUAGCAUAAAGGAUUGCAGUGGUUUUUUAAAUAAUUUAUUUUUACAUAAAAAUAUUAUCUUCGAGAUUUCCAGGGUCAAACAAUUUUUUCCGUGUUUUUUCUUCACAUAUUAGUGAGGAAACAUAGAAGGAGGUAAAACCAAAGUGAGAGUAGGUAAAUGAUAAAUUGCUAAAAUUUACUAUGUGUCAGUUAUAAUUCUAAGCACUUUAAAAGUAGUAUUAUUUAGGCCUAAUGUCAAACUUAUGAGAGAAGCACUUGGCCUGGCUGUCUUUGUUUUCCCCUCUAGAUCCAUUCUACACCCUUCUCUAGCCUCCUUUGGGCAAUAGACAUUAACUGGCUCCCUUGACCUUUUGCUUCUGUUGGUUUUUGCCUUGCAAGAGCAUUGGCAGAAGAUCAGAGAAAAUGAGGAAGCAGGGGCAUAUUUAUUGAGCUAGCUCCCUCCCUACAAGGUCACCCCAGAGUGGCUACAUUUUCAACGUCUUAUCACCUGUCAGACAACCCUUUCCACAGAACCCUGUCUGUCUCUAGGUUUAGGCAUCUGCUUCUCCUCCUUACCUCUGUAGGCCUACGCAUGAUAAUGAAGCCUCUGUUGCUGUUUGCCCUAGAUUUUCAGAGACAGUGCAUACUUUUGUAAAUAUUUCUAUUAUUAAACUCUCUUAGAAUUAUUCAAUUUCGUGUGCCCUCUGUUUCUUCCAGUACCUGACCAGUACAGUAUUUAGUUUAUAGACGAGGAAACUGAGGGAAAGAGAUUAAGUAAUUUGUGUUUAAGAUCAUGCAGUUAGCUGGCAGUUGAGUUAGAAUUCCAACCCAAGUAGUCUGGGUCCAGAGCCUAUGUUCUUUAUUACCACUUCAUAGCUGGAGACUUAUAACUCAAACAUUACUACUUCUCAAUAAAUAAGAGAUAAGUAAUAUUUAAUCAUUAUAAGUGAGUGUAGUAAUAGCUGCCACCUUGCACUAUCAUCUUCUUGUAAGACUCUUUAAAUCUAACAUUUUAUAAAUAUAGAACCCUUUUGUUUGUUUGUUUUACCUCCUUUGGUUUCUCCUCUCUGCACCUUAAAAAUUUUCAUAAUAAUGCCAUUUUGGGCGAAAACUACUAGUGUGAUAUCUUCAGGAUGAAAUUCAGAGGAAAACUGUUUAAAAUAAGUAAUGUG